AUGAAGGCGUCUCGACAGGACGUCUCUCCGUCGCUUCCCAAAGUGCCCAUUGCUCGCUUGGUAGGCCACGAUGGUCCUAUCCAACAGGUCCAAUUUGCCGCCAAUGGCAAAUACUGUUUGACAGGUGGUCAUGACCGAACUGUGCGUCUCUGGAAUCCACUCCGCAUUGAUCCUGCCUUUCCACCACCUCCCGCGUUGCCACCGUUGCCAUCCGGCACAGCCACUACUCCUAGUAGUUAUACUUCUAUGGACUCCUUGGCACGAUCCUUGCCCAUUCAAUCCUACGCCAACGGCCACACCCAUCCCAUUUCCGCACUGGCAUUGGAUUCCUCCUCCACUACGCUGGUGGCCGGAUCCAACAAGACGGUUGUCAUUACCGACAUUGUCACGCAACAAGUCAAACGACGAUUUCAAGGACACACGGGACGCAUCAAUGCCGUUGCCAUUAGUCAUGGGUGCGAUACCUACUUGUCGGCAUCCUACGAUGGUACCGUCAGAAUAUGGGACGGACGCAGUCACAACAGUUACGAACCCAUCAUGACACUCACCGAAGCCAAGGAUUCCGUGACGGAUAUUCAUGUCGUGCAAGAUGAUGAAAUGGAAAGCAGCAGCCACAAGAAAAAACGAAACAACCAAAAUACCACUGCCUUGAUUCGAACCGCUUCCGUCGAUGGUGUCGUACGGACCUACGAUAUUCGCAAGGGAAGUCUGGCAGCAGACGAUUGUGGGAGUGCCAUUACGGGCAUGACACCCACCUACGAUGGACAAUGCCUCGCCUUGAAUUGUUUGGACGGUGCCAUUCGAUUGAUGGAAUUGGAAAGUGGGGAAUUGCUCAACACGUACACGGGCAGUCAUGUGGCCGGACAGUAUGGAUUGCAAUGCGCCAUGACUGCCGACGAUGCCACGUUGGUGACGGGAUCGGAAGAUGGGACGGCCGUCUUGUACGAUAUCGUUCGUGGGACAACCGUUCAAACAUUGCAGGGACACACGCGGGCGACUUGUUCCAUUGCGACACAUCCCCAACGCGAGUGUUCGUCCGUAGUCAUUACAGCCAGCUACGAUGGAACCGCCGUGGUCUGGGCCAAUCACGAGGGAUUCAUGAAAUGGCAAGAUGGAUGA
Molecule: messenger RNA, 1119 nt
Organism: Seminavis robusta
Lineage: Eukaryota; Bacillariophyta; Bacillariophyceae; Naviculales; Naviculaceae
Source: the annotation of a GenBank genome assembly